UCACCUGCCAUGUUUUUUAACUUUACUUCUUCUAAAAAUGUUUAGAACAAAAUGUUAUCGAUUUUAAUUCUAGGAUUUCAUAUUUUUCUCAGGAUUACAAAUCUAAGUCACAUAUUAUCUUAGAUGGUUCUCUUGAUCUUGUAGAAGAAUGCAUGUGGUGCAGUAUUUCAACUUGUUGUUAUGGACGCCAAUCAAACCCACUGACUAACAUGAUGAGAACUGCUAAAUGUUGUGAUUAAUCGUUUUUAUUGCAUCGAAUGACAUCAUUUAAAAACAGUGACAAAUAUAAUUACAUACUUUUUAAAGCAUAAAUUAUGUCGGUUUAUACAAAUGAAGACCGGUUUUCUAUGACUGCAGAGCGUUAUUUAGCGAAGCAUCAUGUCCUUGUGUACAUAGAGGACAGCAUUUCACAACUGUUGGAAAACAGAGAUGAAAACCCAAAGAUCAAUCCCGUCAAGAUUCUGAGUGAAUAUUUCACAGCCCUUCGUGAUGGUAACCACACAAUGUUCAGGGAGUAUACGUUUAUCCAUCAAACACCGCACAAUCGAGCCUCCUUCGUCAAACUCUUCUGGAAGUGCUACCGUCAAAUUGGAAAGAAAGGAGAUCUGCUGAGUAUCCAGGAAUAUCACUCUCUGAUCACACUUCUGUGUUCCGACUUUCCCUUUGAAAUUGUGCAGAAAACAGCAAGGAUCAUACUGCUGGAUGAUGCACUCGACUGUCUUAUAUCCUUCACAGACUUCAUCUAUGCAUUCCAGACUCAGUUUUAUUAUGAAGAGUUCUUGGACAAGUGCCUGGAGAUGUACCAGUCGAUGAUUCAGACCCAGUCUAGCCCUCGUAACCCUGUCGUAGUGCCUUCAGGGACAGAUGAUUCCAAGAUCCACAUGAGCAGCCAUCAUCCAGGGGAUGGCGUUGACGCCAUGCAGUACUUCCGUGCAGUGUACCCCCUCUGUGACCGCGUCAAUUACAGCACUCCACCAACAGAGGCUUUGAAAGAGAUCCUCUUCAACGUGCCACGGGUCUCCUUCUACGGCUUUCUGAUGGCCAUAGCCAAGAGUGACGCCAUCAAUGAGCAUAUAGGUCGCCUGCCCCCCAAGUCGGAGAUUCUGGAGGGCCCUGAGGCAGAGAUAACCUCAGGUUUAAGGCAGUUUAUGAGGGAACAUUUUCCUGAGAGUGAGAUCGGCUACCAGAACUCGUCUGACGAUAAAAGGGUUUAUGCAACUGCAGCUUCUAAAAGCUCUAUAGUGAAGAAAAGGCCAUCUGUAAGUAAAAGCCGACCUAGUUCAGAAAGUUCUGGACCUGUUGAUAUGAACAAUUCCAAUCCCGUUGCUGUGAAAGCUCCUGCAGCACCGAGAUCUCGAUCAGUGUCACGGACCCGGGCACCUGCGCGGCUGGCGGGCACGGGUCAGUCAAGUUUAACCAGUCGACAUAGGAAGAGGGUCGUCAGUUCAGAUGAGAGCACUGAUGACUCUGACGAUGAUGACGACACUGACGAUGAUUAGCUUACACUUUUUGUAGCUUACCCUUCUACAGAAAUAAGGCAACUAUUUUGUCAAACUACAAGUAUAGAAUAUGCAAGAUUUGUGCACAAUGUUUUAAUUCUUUUUAUUUGUGAUUUCGGUGAAUAUAUGAAUGGUUGUUGUUAUUUUUAAGAGAUUUUUUUGCAAAUUUUCCUUUGUGCAGUUCCAUUAUUGUUGCUGUUAAAUUUCAACUGUUACAUUGACGUUAUUAGUAUAUGAUUAAAGAGACUUGUUUACGUUUUAUACAUGCAGACAUUGAAAGAAUUUAUCUUGUGUAAUUUGAAAUUAAGUUGAAGCUGAUUGAGAAGCCUUCAUACUAGGUAUAUUUUUCUCUAAAUUACUAAAAAAACAGGAACUUGUAAAAUCACCAAGAGGUUUUACCCUUUUGCAUAGACUGAAAUAAUCAUUUCCAUAUACUCAACACAUUAUCUACUGCAACAUUUCAACAGGUAUAUAUCCAAUACUAUUGAGCUUUGUUCGAUAACAUUUUUGGAAAGUAUUUGGUUUUUAAGGCAUUAAGUGCGAUAUCUGGAUAGUGCAAAUUAAUUUACCAAGAGAAAUUAGAAAAACAUAGGAAUCGUCAUGCCUUAUAUUUUUAAUAUGGAGCCUUUUUGUAUCUGCAAACACUUAUAUAAUUAUGUGAAUAUAGAUGUUAUUAUUGUCAACUUCUCUUUUAUAUGACUUUGACCAAAUCUUUUAAUUAAGUUGAUGUCAAGGAUGUAAACAUUGUUUAUAUCUAAGAUCUUAUACAUGGUCAGAAAGUACCAAAAUCUUUAAGGGUUAAAUUCCUUUGGAACCUUUUGGCAUUACCGUAACCCCAUGUUAAAUUUGUCCCUGGUGAUAAUGUCUCCCCUUUUCUGAAAUGGAGACCUGCCGUUUUUGUCAGUAUUCUUACUAGAACUCUUGGUCACGUUAUUUCACCUUGUUCAUUAUUUUCAUAUUGUAAUUUUGUACCAACCAUUACUCGAAAAACUAUUUAAAAGAAUUGAUUGACAUUUAGAAUAUUUACAGAAUACGUUGUCAAUCUGUGCACAAUGCAAAAAAGAUUACUAUUGGUCACCUUGCUGCAGAGUUAUCCCCUCUUGUACUUUAAAUUUGUCUAAAGAGAUUUUGUACAAAUCAUAACUAUGAAGUAUAAUGUUACUUUGUCCAAACCAUAACUAAAAAAAUAUUCAAAAGGAAUUUAUUGAAUUUUUUUAUAGUUAUUGAGUACAAUGUCAAUCUGUGAACAACGCAAAAACAACAACUUUUGGUCACAUUGCUGCAGGGUUGCUGGAGAGUUAUCUCCUCCUGGACAUUGAACUUAGACAUGUCCAAUGUCAUAUUUUUCAUUUGAUGCAGAUAGCAAAGCAGACUACCAAACUAGGUCUAUGAAAAUACUUUUUUUUUAAAUUAUAAUUUAGAAGCAGCUGGUAGGAAUUGAAUGAUAGAUAACAAUUUGAAUAUAUUUACAUCACAUGAAUUUUUAUCUCUUGGACACUUUGUCUUUCUUGCAAAAUUAUCUUCCCUUUUACUUUGAUUUUUUUUAAACAAGUUUGUCUGAAGCUUUACUUUGAAAUUAUUGGAAGGAAUUGAACACAUUUGGGACAUAGAUAUAUGAAGAUUUAAAAUCGUGCACUGUAAAAUAAUCUUAACUCUACGGUCAUAGUUAUCAUCUCCCCUGGUACUUUCGAUUUCUGUCAAAUGAAUAUUGUCUUUAAGUUAACAAUCUGUUUGCAUGUUUUACCUCUCCUUGUUCCCAUAUACCUUGUCAACCUAAUGAUAUCACUUCUCCAAACAUGCUGCCAUUAAGGGGAGACGUCAGGUUCUGAAAACAAUCUGUCUAGUUUAUUUUGCAUUUAUUUGUUGAAGUUUAAGCCUAGAGUCUGUCAUUUUUCUACUGAUUUCACAUUGGAACCAAAAGGUAAAAAGAGUCCAAACAUUUCUAAGCAAACACUAUUUAAAAUGUUAAUAUAUGAUCAUUAAUGAAUAAGUUGAAUGUUAAUAAAAGCAGAAAACCUAGUUGUUACCUAUUAAUUACAUUGUAUGAUAUUUGUUGUUAUUUAUCUAUUGUAAUCAUCAAGGUAUGUUAUAAUUUUAUAUGCAGUUGUAUUUCCACUUUCAUUCAUUUGAAUAACAUUUGCUUAAUUUGUCAUUUGACUAUUUUCUUAUUUUGUGCUGCUACAAUAAUAUCAUAGUAUGUAAUAUAGAGUGUAUUAUGAGUAUUUAAUUGUGACUGUGAUAUAAAUGUUAAUGGAUUGACAAAUGAUUAAAAUGUCUCAA
This is a messenger RNA of Mya arenaria, 3779 nucleotides long. RefSeq names its product centriolar satellite-associated tubulin polyglutamylase complex regulator 1-like. Lineage: Eukaryota; Metazoa; Mollusca; Bivalvia; Myida; Myidae. The transcript has 11 exons. The record is from RefSeq and is a predicted model, not a curated record. The coding region runs from base 315 to 1499 and encodes 394 amino acids.